Messenger RNA from Cuscuta epithymum, 2111 nucleotides. The record is from the annotation of a GenBank genome assembly. NCBI's taxonomy places the organism in Eukaryota, Viridiplantae, Streptophyta, Magnoliopsida, Solanales, Convolvulaceae.
ACACUCCAACUGCUUGUGCUCCCUCCCUGAGAUCAGAUCCAAACACCCCAUAACCGAUCCGCCAUUUAACCUCUGACCUCGCUGAGACGCCGGAGAGGGCGAAGAAGGAUCAGAUUUGUGUUUCGAGAACUGGAAAUGCCAAAUUUCCACUCGAAAAAGCAUCUCAGGUAUUCCAACCUCAAUGUUUUGCAUACUUAUUGCUCGGUUCCUUUUCGCGAUGUCCCUAAACCCUCCCCAUACCCAUUCCAAGCUACCUCUUCUUCAAUCUGUGAUUUUGAUUUAGAUAUACUCUCGUAUAAGACUUAUUUAGGCAAAUCUUCAUCUCGAACGCCUUCAAAGAGCAAUGUUGACCUAUUCGCUUACCCACAAAUUCGUUCUUUUAGCUUCAGUUCUGACCCUUACCGCCUUUACAACAGCCAAUCUGCCCUUCCACAGGCUGCCUGUAGGUUUUGUUGUUCAAGUUGUAUAAAUCCAUCUAGAUUCUUCUCUGCUCAGAAUCUUUCGGAAACUAUGGUCCAUAACGAGAAGAGUGAGAGUAAAGCUAUGGUGGUAUCGGGGAGUGGAGAAUCCAGAAGAAACGCCAAUGAGAUUAGCUUAGUUACACAAAUAGUUGAGAUCAUUAGGAGCGGUGGAGAAGAUUUUAGGUCCAAUUUGAGUUCAAUGUCGUCUUCACUUGACUCUAAGCGAAUUCUCAUGAAUACUUUUAAGGUUCUGAAUCAACUUAGAAUAUCUGGAUUGGAUUUUUUCAGAACUCUUGUGGAGAUGAAACCUAAUUUGUAUAGAAGUGGUGAUGUCUGUAGCCUGAUCAUCAACAACUGUGGGUGGUUGGGUGAUCAGGAAGCACUGUUAUCUUUGCUGCAGGAGUUUAAACUGCAAAGUAUCUGCCUCAAUCAAAUGGCAUUUGAGUUUUUACCUCCAUCUGAACAAGGUAAAGAUGAUCUGAUGGAGUCUACUAGAAGAGUGAUAGGAAUGUUAAACAAAGUCGGCGGAUCUUGUCUUCAUUCCGGAGUUAAUGCGUUAAUCGAGAAGUUUUGUUUUUUGAAUUCGUUCCAAAUGGCUAAAUUUGUGAUGGAAACCACAGAUAGGACAGUUCGUCGGUACAAUAUUUUGAUCCGUGCAAGGUGUAAACGAGGUCAAAUUGAAGAAGCACAUGCCACCAUUGAAGAAAUGCUUGAACACGGUCAUCUCCCCGAGACAAACACAUUCAACUAUCUGAUUGGGUAUUUGUGCAAGCGUGACAGGAUGGAUGAAGCGUGUCAAUUGCUUAAUAGAAUGAAAGAAAAAGGGCCUCCUCCUGAUUCAAUAACGUUGGAAGCAAUAAUAUAUCACUCAGCCAUUCGAGGCCGUUUGGAUGUUGCUUUCCGGUAUCUCGACUUGACUGUAAAUCUGAAUAUUGUACCUCGGCCCACUACUCUUUCAGCGAUUCUGAAUGCGUUGUUCCGUGCAGAACAACACGAGAAAGCAUAUGAAUAUGUUAAUGAUAUGACUGCCAAGUUUAAGACCUCAAGCAAUACGCUUUACAACUUGUUUGCAAAGCUUCAUUUGAAAAAGGGGGAUCCUGUCAUUGCCAAGAACAUCUUAAAUGAAAUGGUCAAGAAGGGGUUAAUGCCAAAAUCCUCGACCUGUUUAAUUUGUGAAGCAAGUGAAGAACAGUGACACUGGAAUGACAGUAACAUGGGAUUUGGGCCAUAUUUAAGGACCAUGUUGCGAUACCUUUAGGGCUGGUUUGGCACGCGAAAGGCUGGCUUACAUGCUACCCAUGAUUUAUUUUUGUAGGACAUGGAAGGUGGAACUUCAGCCACGGCUGGUGGCUUCUGAAGCUGCUAAGUCAACAAAAAAUGACCCGGCUUGGAAACACAAUUACUGUGCUUACCCAAACAAUCAAAAUGGGGGGAUAUACAGGGCCAAACUAAAAUCUAAUUAUGUUUUAUUUUCUAGUUUUAGUGUUUAAGACUUUAAGUGAAUCAUGAGUCAUGACUUUAUUUUGGUUAAUCACUUAAUCGUGACUUUAUUUUGGUCAAUCGUGACUUUAUUUUGGUGAAGCAUGACUUUAUUUGUAAGAAACAUGACUUUUUAAUGUAUUUCCUUCAAUAUGGUGAACUGGUACAUCA